AUGACCGAACUCGAGGAGUCCCGUGGCUGGAUUCACUACGCAAAGGACGCCCCAGGCGAGCCAAUCAUGGACCAAAGCGGAAGCCGGAUGAACGAAGUGGUCCGGCAAGAAUGUGAACGCCCUGGAGUCCGCUACCAAAUUGCAGGAAAACAUUGUUCAUUCGUGGUCGUACUCGACGAUGAUCUCGCGGGAUACGAAAUCGAUUUAAAUGACAUUGAAAAUAUUCCCAGCCAUGAGGGCACCAGGGUCCGCUCUGCCCCUGGCAAGCGAAAGAUGGCCAGUCAGGUGAGGAGACCAACUGUGAAUCCUGAUCAUGAAGAGAAUACUUCUGAGGCUGAGGUCGUACAGAUUUAUGACAUGGGAUCAGGUGUGGAAGAGCCCGAAUCUGAUGAGGAUAUGGGAUUCAUUUGCGCGACACCUUGUAAUGCCGGAACUGCCGCAUUUGACCCGGUAGCACCUCCGGUCUCUGAUUUCUUUGUGAGCUUUGAUCAAAGUCUCCCUGAGCCCAGUGACAAGGAUAUUCAGGCGAUGCUGGGGCCCGACUCAACCUCUCCAGGGCUCAGCCCAGCUGGCUCGAGCAGCCCAUCAGUGGGGCCAUCUGGCUCCAGGUCUAUGGCCGUGUCCUACAAAACAGCCCGAGGUGCUGCACAAUUCUGCUGCGCGGCUUCCAGCGAUCAAGAGGAUAUUCAGGAUGACGAUGACGUUAGCGAUGACCACACAAGCAUACAUUCAUCGACGUUCGCAACCCAGACGCCCUUGCAGAAAUUCAUCAUUCUUCAAGCCUUUGUUGGCUACUGGCAGUUCAGCGAUGAGCUGCUUCAGAUCUUGGGCCUUGAUUCGGACACGAUUCGCUCCAAUGUUGAUGGUUUUUGCAAAAUGAAGAGAAAAAAUCAUGCAGAGCUUCCCAAGGAAUGGCUUGACAUACUUGCUACCGCGCUGGUGGGCCACUUCCUGGAACAAAAGGCCUUCGAUUCCAGGGAUGAGUGGGAAUUGGUAAAGAUGAAAGCGGAUGACUUGUUACAGAGACAAGUGAGGUCAGUACUCCCUGAAUAUGAUGCCUUCGUCAUGAGCCUCAAUGAGUUAUGUUGGUCCUUCUUCUGA
This is a messenger RNA of Penicillium maclennaniae, 1101 nucleotides long. RefSeq lists its product as uncharacterized. The transcript has a single exon. The record is from RefSeq and is a predicted model, not a curated record. Lineage: Eukaryota; Fungi; Ascomycota; Eurotiomycetes; Eurotiales; Aspergillaceae. Bases 1 to 1101 code for a protein of 366 amino acids.